Molecule: messenger RNA, 4050 nt
Organism: Symbiodinium natans
Lineage: Eukaryota; Dinophyceae; Suessiales; Symbiodiniaceae
Source: the annotation of a GenBank genome assembly
AUGGUGGCUCCAUGCGUGUGGGACGUGUCCCAGGGCCGGUUCGCCGCGGAGCCUCUAGGGAUCGUGAGCCCCAAGAACAAGCCACCGGCGCUUGAGAACGCUUUCGCUGUGCCUGCCGAUCCUGCCGACGUUGAUGCCUCUUCUUACUUGUGUGUCAAGCGUGAGGCCAAGGGUGGUGGAGUGGGGGACUGCCUGUCGUACACCCCCCCGACCACCACCACUACAACCACUACGACCACAACCACCCCGUGGACCCCCCCCAACAAGCCACCUGUGGGCUUCCAGUUUACUAGCUGCCCGACUCGUGACGGGAUUCAGAUUGCUUGCGAAGCUUUCGCGGGCGAGUGCUUCAGGGAGUGUGCCGUCUAUUGCAUGGCUGAUCAGGACUGCACAUCUUAUACCUUGCUGUAUGAGACUGGCGGAACCAACCAAUUUUGUCGGUUCCACUUUGGCUAUGACUCUAAUUACACUUCAUCUUUGGAGGCAGACUCUCUGUGCUUCAUCAAAGUCAGCCAAGCUCAAGUAGAACUCUGUCAAGCCCCGCCAUUGUUGCAGCCGUCUUUUUCGUUUGGUGGCUUUGUGACAGAACUGGUCAAUGUCUCUGACUCGGCCUUGUGGAGGCUCAGGUCCACGGAAAGCAAGAAGUGCUUAGAUGUGUCAGACAGAUCCACAAGCGGCUCUACAUUGGCAAUGCGUACCAACAUGACAAAAUGCCGUCCCGAGACUCAGGCCAGGGGUCAGGUCCUUGGCUCGAUGCCGCUGAUCCAUAUUCUUUCGGAGAUGCUCAGUGGCGUCGAGUCUGCGCCUACGCGGCGUGCUGAACGACAAAGCACCAUCAAAGGUAUGUUUUUGUCAGUGGACUGUGGUGAGUUCCCGAUCGAGUCCUUCACUUUCGGGGGAAGUAACCGGAGCUGUGCGAGAGGAGCGUCUUUCGGUAAAGAAGUGGAGAGUCACGUGAUGUUCAUGGACAAGGAUCAUAAUUUCGGAACCCUUCAUGCGCUGCUCUGUCCCCCUGGCAUGCUCAUCACCCGGCUCGUGAAAGAUUCCCAUGAUUUCAAUGUGACUGUGGCCUGCUCUUAUUUCGCGAGUUUGGGUGCAUGUGUACCGAUGUACAGCAAACAAACACGUCGAGAGUCAAUUGAUGAUGAAGGUUUUCAAAUCCCGAUUUCUUGCCCUCCAAAGUAUGGUCUGAUGGGUAUGGAGCCAGAGGUCUCAGGCGAUGAGUUUCGAUUCCGGUACGACUGCUGCACGAUAUCAGGAGUUCCUAUUGCCAUCACUCCCACAGGACGCAUCGUACAUGGAUUGCUGCCAUGGGAAGGCGUCUAUUGCCCGGUGGAGAGGGACAUAACUGGUCGCUUAACCUACAAGCAGAUGAACUCCUUCCGCCCAUCUGCCAAACUUCUACAGCACCAACUCUUCUACAACAAGGAGAAGGGGAUGUGGUGCCCGAGCACGGAGGGCUUCGUGACUUUUGAUCAAAUGUGCUUGACGUUGACUGAAGCAGCCGCAGCUGAUGACCCUGACUGCCGCCUCGUUGCAUUCGAGCCUUGUAACCACGAGGACGAGCAGCGUUGGACAUGGCGCGAACAGUACCUGGCCAACAAAGCGGGAGGGCAAGUCCUGCAUUUUGAGGAGGAGAAGCUUUGCGCAAAACCUCAGAACCUUUCACAGGCUACCCACCAGUUCUUACAUCUUGAUGCAGAGGGCCAGUUGGUCUCACAGUCGAGGCUUUGCUUGGCGGCAAAGCAUCCAGAAAUUGUUGCGUCUGCAGGCGUCUACACGUUGAGCAAGAGGACGGUGCCUUGUCCCAUGGGCCAGCACAUCGAGGACCUCAAGGAGUGCGAAGAUGCUGCACAACAGCUCGGUCUCAACUCAACCGUCCAGCGAGCUUGCAACAAGGAAGCAAUGGCGUGGUGCCACGUGUACUGGAACAACGGACCGCAGGUAUGGUGGAACGGCUGCUCAACUUCGGAUACGCUUAAUCGUCAAGCGAUCUGCAAAGGAGGCUUCCCCGCAAUCGCCUUGGAUUGCGAUAGCGCUGACGGCAUGUCUGACAGCAUGAGGGUAGUCAGACACUUCAGUACUCCCUUGCCGACCUGCGCUGCCUCAGACUCCGAGUUUCCGGUCGGAGUGCAUGGUGAAGUGCUCGAGGGGUCAUUUGAAUGGCAGGUGGUCUCGGCCAGCCUCUUCGAUGGAGACUUCAGCGCCAAGGGUCCGCAGAGUGGAGCCCGUGGACAGCCACGGCCCAAGCCCAAACUGCUCAAAUUCAAGGCGAAGCAGUUUGAGCAGAGGCCAGAAUGCAAGACCUUGACGUUUUCAGGAUAUGAGUCGCUCAGUGAUGACAACCCUUGCAAAUACGUUUCGGGGCCACCAACGAAAACGCGCGAGGAGGCGACAGAGGCUCAGGAACAGGGACAAGCGAGCUUCAUGGAGGGUGACUAUGACGAAGACAUGGCGAAGGGGCCUCAACGGUCAAAAGCAGGGCAAGGCUACACUUACGCCAACAUUUUCGGUUGCUUCAAACGCGAAUUCAACAGGCAGCGAUCCUAUGAACAGACAGAGUUGGGUUGGACUGCUGGUGCUUCGACAGCACAGGCAUUCUUGAAGUUGACAGUUCGCAAUGGGUGCGCUUUCAUCCCGGGCUUGAUUCUGGCACCAUUCGGAGCUGGAGUUGAGGGAGAAACUGGCCACGACUUGUGCGAGUACCUGACAGAUGCCGCAGGUGAUACGAUCACUGCCGCCAAGGAUUUAAAGCUACUCGUGGCGAAAAAAGAGUGGUGGGGAGCGCAGUUGGCCGACUGCACGAGCACAAAGUCAUCAUUCGCCCGAAUCUUCUGUGACCUGUUUUGCAUCAAGGAUGCAGUGGUGGAUGGCGACCGAAUCAUCAAUGAGAACAUUGAGGGGGCCGCUGCGACACUCAAUUCCAACAUGAACGCCUUGAUGGAGUACUACACUGGACUUGUGGGUGACAAAGUCGAUGAGUUAAAAGAAGACGUGCAGAGCUUGGGGAGUAGCCCAAAGGGGUUGUUUCAGAUGCUUUCAGAGGUGAAGUCCAUGGUAACCAGCUCCCCGGGCACCGCCACAACGAGCGCCCUGCAGCGCUCCAUCCAGCAGUUUCAACAACUUGCAAGGAGCUCCAACAUCACGAGCUCAUGGAGCUCCUUGCAGAAAAAGGCGCAACAACUUCGUGGUUUAGCACGGCAGGAGCAAGCUCUUCCUCGUAAGCGUAGAACCAUGCAAGUUGCCGAAAACGUUGCAAAAGCUGCCGUCCAUAUCAACGAACUGGCGCUUUCACGAUCGAAGCUCCUGGGUGUCUACAAGCGGAAGUCACACCAUGUCAGUCUUCGGCAGCGCCAGUUGCUGCAUCACUUCAAGGAUUUCCUUGCAGAGGGUGUGCUUAAUGUGGACCAGUAUGUUGCGGAAUUUCUCUUGGAGCUGGACAAGACAUGGUGGCCCCUACGCCGCGUUCUUGAAGAUUAUUACGAACAAGCGCAAGUGCAAGUACAAACCUACUCAGAGGCUGCUGCGAUGCUGCAGGAUUACACUUCAUCUUGUCAUCAUGACUUUCGCACAGUCCAUGCAGGCUACAAGAAAGUCAUGGCUAUCGAGGAUGCCACUCACAAAGUCUUGCAGGAGAGCUGGCGCAGUGCUGCAAAUUUCUUUGGCCUCCUUGCAGCAAAGAUCUCGGAUGGCGAUGGCUUCUGGCGUCUUGCGAAGGCUGAUUUGGGCAGAGAGCUGCCUCACACGGAGAAUUUCAAACUGCACCUGUGCAACGGCAACGCUUCGCUGCUCAUGGACUCGGUGAACGACAUCUUCGCUCAGGGCCUUGCAGGCCAGACGCUUUCCCAAGUGCUUGCCGCCUUGGAUGACAUCGCACUUUUGGUGGAUCGCAUGUACUUCGCCGGCUUACCCGUGAAGACCAAUGCAGUGGAGCAGGCUGCGGAGAGGAUCGUCACAGCGUGGAGCGAUGCGAAGGAGCUUCUGCCGAUACUUGCUGAGAGCACCUUUAACGACGCAAAGCUUCUUCAGUGUGGUGGCAUUCAACAUUGA